AUCUUUGAGCACGGCCUCGCACUUCUGAUUGUCCUCACCAACUUCUGCUCCUAGUUGGAUUUCGCUCGCAAAGCCUCAUAGCGCAACUUGUUCCACGCCCGGCGCUUCCCAGGUGACAGCAAACAAAGAAAUGACCAUGACAGGACCUGUGGGCUUGGCCACGACGUAUCGCCACAUAUAUCGCACACAAGCCAAGGAAGACAUCCUCUCGGGAAACAAGAGGCCAUUUCUGGUGCCCCUAUGUUUUCUCGCCUAUCAAGUCAUACCCACGCUGUACCUGGCCAUCCCGCACAAGAAGCGCCCCUGGCUGUAUCGCGCACGGUGGCUGAUUCUCGCUUUCACCACGGCGUUCAAUAUCAAGAUGAUAUUGGAGGUCAGCAGCCUCAACUUUGCGUGUUCCUACGGAGCUGGGCUGAUCGGGGCUUGGGGACUUAUUUGGAAUUUUACCGUCUUGGUGUGGACGCGGCCACAGUGGGAUGCGAAGAGGGUAGAGCUUGUGAGGAACAAGUUCUACAGCGGAAUUGCGGGGGGGGUUUCUGAUCGGUCCCGCACUGUUCAUGCCAAUAGACAUGUUACGGACAAGAUGCUGGGGGCGAAUGCGGAUGGCGAAUCUUCGGCUACUUCGACUUCUUUGACGCCGAAAGCAAACGGGCAAGCACCCAACGGCCAUGCGUCUAAUGGACAUGCAAAUGGAGGCUUGAGGGAAAGGCAACAGAGGCAGAAACCCGUCACUUCUUUGCAUGAGGCAAAUGGCCACACGCUGCAUGCUAAUGGGUCCAUCAAUGCCAAAGCUGGUGAUGAGUUUGGGGAAACGGAGAACGCCAUGCGAGCGAACAUGGAGAGAGUCCUGGAACGGUCCGACUGUAGAUGCGACUACCUUUGCCAGGAACGCACCGAGCUAGAGUUGGGCGCCAGUCAGGAGUUCGUCUAUGAUUGGCAGGAAUAUCCAGAGGAUGCACCGUUCCUCACGCGCCUCGACUGGGCUUUCGAUAUCGUUAGCACACUUCGCAUGACUGGCUGGAAUUGGGCCAUCCCCGUACUACCACCAUACAAGCCUAUGCCCCUUUCCCGGAUGAGCAACCACAGCCGAUUUGGCUACACCCGCCACACAAACCGGCGGGAUCUCGUCACAGAGCGCCUCAUCUUCAACAUAAUCCCCUCCUACCUCAUCAUCGACUUCUGCGCCACCCUAAUAACGCAAGAUCCCUACUUCAUCCUCGGCCCCAACCACAACUAUCCCCUCCCCCCUUACCUAGCCUCCCUCCCCCCAGCCCUCCUCUCCAUCGAGCGCACCACCCUUGGCUUCAUCAGCAUUCUCAGCGCGCUGCAAUUAUCCUGGAACUUCGGCGUCCUCUGCCUGGCCCUCCUCUUCCCGCCCAUCCUCGGCUUCCGCGCCCACCCCUGGCAUCUGCCAAGCUUUCAGGGCUCUUUCACCGCCGUCCUCGAUUACGGACUCAAGGGAUUCUGGGGAACGUGGUGGCACCAGUCGUUCCGGGUCGGCUUCUCAGCUCCGACGCAGUGGUUGGUCAACCGCGGGUACGUCAAGAAGGGGUCGUCGGGCCACGCUGCCGUGGGGGCUCUAGUCGCUUUCGCUCUGUCCGGGUUCGUCCACGCUUCGGGGAGCUAUAGCACAGUGCCUAAGACUAGACCCUGGGAGCCGUGCAUUUUCUUCCUGCUCUCGGGUGUGGGCGCGCAGGUCCAGGCCAUGUGCAGCAGGAUGUUGAAGCGUCAGAUCGAAGGCUUGCCACGGUGGGCUAGGAGAGCGGGAAAUUUUGCGUUCACGGCGGUGUGGUUGCAUUUCAGCUGUGGGUUCUUGUUUGACGACUUUGGGAGGAGUGCGUUAUUUUUGUAUGAGCCGGUGCCGUUUUCGGUCAUGCGGUGGAUGGGGUUGGGGACGCCAGGGGAUAGGUGGUGGAGGUACGAUAGGGAUACGUUUCCGCACUGGUACACGGGGAAGCAUUGGUGGCAGUGUGGGGUUGGCAUCUGAUAAAUGAACAGAUAGAUAGAUCUAUGUAGCAUGUGGGUGGUGUAUGGAUAGAGAGCGUGACAUUUGGCAUGUAAGAAUAGAGCGCGCAAUACCGUUGAUAGACCAUACACCGGAGU
Pseudomassariella vexata is the source of this 2103-nucleotide messenger RNA. RefSeq names its product membrane bound O-acyl transferase family-domain-containing protein. Lineage: Eukaryota; Fungi; Ascomycota; Sordariomycetes; Amphisphaeriales; Pseudomassariaceae. The coding region runs from base 131 to 1987 and encodes 618 amino acids. The record is from RefSeq and is a predicted model, not a curated record. Gene Ontology annotation, biological process: lipid metabolic process. The transcript is spliced from 2 exons.